ACGUUUGGCAGGUUGGCAGUUGAGUUGACUUGACCUGCAAUUUGUGAUUGUGGAUUGUCGAACGAAAUUGAUAAGUUUGUUUUGUCUCCAAAAAUAUGGUCCUCAUUUUAUAAAUUUCAAACAACCAUGAGAAAGGAAAUCUAUGACAAAAACAUACAGUUGUAAAUUAUGAUGUGAAUAUCGCUUAAAUACUAUGGAAGACUGGAGGGUUGUGUAGUAAAAAUGCGAAGUGGUACACUGGGAUCUCGUGUGGAUAGUUCACGGUGAAUUCAGAGGUUUUGUAGAAGAACCGUAAAAUUUUCACGGAGGAAUUGUUACAUGUACGCAGCGGGAAUGACAAUAAUGGCAGUUUCUGUUGGAGAAAUAUGCGAGAAUACGAAGUUGGCCCGGGAAAUGGCUCUGAUGGGGAACUACGAGUCAGCGCUCGUGUAUUACGAGGGGACGGUGCAGAUGAUCCACAGGCUGUUGAUCACCAUCGCAGACCCCACGCGGAAGUCCAAGUGGCAAUUGGUCCAGAAGCAAAUGGCGCGCGAAUACGAGCAGCUGAAGGCGACGGUAGCCACGCUGCAGAUGUUCCAGCACGAGGGAGAGAAGGCCAUCACACCCCUGGCGGGCAACUACGAGGACCUGCCGACGCGGGACCAGAUAUGGGCGCCGGCGCCGCACGAGAUCGACCCCGACAUAUGGCCCCCGCCGCCUGACCGGGACCCCAACGCGUGGCCCCCGCCCACCAGCGUCGAACACAAAGGACCCCCCGCCAUGAAGUCAGCCCGCAACAACCCCCGGACCGCGCGCGCGGACCCCAAGAAGACCACACAGCGGACCGCCACCACCUCGCAGCGCAAGACCUCUGAUGUUAGGAACCCCAAGCUCGCCGCCAACAAGGCGCAUAGUGCAAAAACAAAAGACACAAGCAGUAAAGACACACACAACAACGGCGGCAAGGACAAGCAGGACCGCGACAACAACAACGGCGACACCGACGACGAGAAACACAAGGAGGAGGAGCGCCGCUUCGAGCCGCCCUGCGCCGCCGACGGAGACCUCGUCGAUAUGCUCGAGAGGGACAUCGUACAAAAGAACCCCAACAUUCGGUGGGACGACAUCGCGGACCUGACCGAAGCCAAGCGGCUGCUCGAAGAAGCCGUAGUCUUGCCUAUGUGGAUGCCAGAUUUUUUCAAAGGCAUCCGGCGGCCGUGGAAAGGCGUGCUGAUGGUGGGCCCGCCGGGCACGGGCAAGACGAUGCUGGCCAAGGCGGUGGCCACGGAGUGCGGGACCACCUUCUUCAACGUGUCCUCGUCAACCCUCACGUCGAAGUACCGCGGCGAGUCGGAGAAGCUGGUGCGGCUGCUGUUUGAGAUGGCGCGGUUCUACGCGCCGAGCACGAUCUUCAUCGACGAGAUCGACUCGCUGUGCUCGCGCCGCGGCUCCGACAGCGAGCACGAGGCGUCGCGCCGCGUCAAGUCCGAGCUGCUCGUGCAGAUGGACGGGUUAGGAUCCGCCACCGAUGAGCCCAGCAAGGUGGUGAUGGUGCUAGCGGCAACCAACUUCCCUUGGGACAUCGACGAGGCGCUGCGUCGGCGCCUCGAGAAGCGCAUCUAUAUCCCGCUGCCCACGCAGGAGGGACGCGAGGCGUUACUACAGAUCAGUCUGAGAGAAGUCAAGCUGGAUGCCGAUGUUGACCUGCGGCAGGUCGCCAAGAAGCUGGAUGGCUACUCCGGAGCUGACAUCACCAACGUUUGCAGGGAUGCAUCAAUGAUGUCGAUGCGGCGAAAGAUCGCCGGCCUCAAGCCCGAGCAGAUCAAGCAACUCGCGAAGGAAGAACUUGACCUGCCGGUCACCAAGCACGACUUCAUGGAGGCUCUGUCGAAGUGCAACAAGUCGGUGUCCAAGGGCGACAUACAGAAGUACCUCGCCUGGAUGGACGAGUUCGGCUCCUCCUGAUUGUAGCGAGCGCCGCGGCCGCUCGCUCGACUGCCCGUCGACCCGCCAUACACCACACUCGACCAAUACCGGGAACGUUCAGCAUUUAUAUUUAAAUUCAUGUCGACUGCCAGCACUAUCUGAUACUGAAGAGCAACGCAAACGUGGUCCUCGCCAGACGGUGUUUGAUACAAAAACAUUGCAGAUUUCUGUUCGAAAUGUGAUAAUGACGUUUUGGCUUAAUAUUUUAAUGGAGGUUAAAUGACUACCGUGUGGUUAAUGUUAAACGAUGAUUGCCUUAAUUAUUAUAGAUUACGCGUAAAUUUGACUAUUUCAGUAUUAAUACAUAAAUUAAAGUAUACAUUGAUAGAGGCAUAUCGAAAUUUUAUAAACUUGACUGUAACAGCUUUGAACGAAGUAGAGGAACGAUACUGUUUGGAUUACUUGUAAAUAGGCUUCAAUCUGUUUAUUAGUCUGUUGGUAUUUUACAUGGAGAUACUAUUUUUACAUGCAAUGUUAGUGAUAUGAAAGUAAUAUUCUAUGCACAACACAAACUUGUAAUAUAAAUACUUCAAUACAGAUGUUCAACUCGAACGAAGGUGUUUGCCAGAUCUGUCAUCACAUUUUGUUACUUUUUAUUGAAGCGCCGUGAUCUUUGUACUUAAAUUAGGUUUAAUCGAAAUAUUUAGUUUAGAUAUAAUUUUAUGCCAUAACUAAUUUAUAUGUACGUUUUUUAUAGAUUUAUAUUAAAAGGAAAAUAAAACAAUAUUGUUACUUUAAUAAUAAAUUUUAUUUGGCAUUUAUUGUAGUAUUUCGCUCAAUUAAAAUUUAAAGGGACUAUUUUGCGAUUUAAAUGUUUGUUAAAAGGAAAUUGUGUAGCAUGAUUAAAAUAUGGUCAAUUUUAAAUUAAUGGUUAGUACCUACCUAAAUCCACCUACUUGCAUGUACCUACCUACUUACUGCUUCCAAUGGAGGUUGGGUUACCCCAUUUCUAUUUUAGUAUAUAGCAAUAGAUGUGUUCAUCAUUCAUCAGAUUUUUAACACAGUAUUGUACCAGAUGAAAUAAUAAUAUUGGUCUAACGAUUUAAUUGUAAAGAUAAUAAUAUUUUUGCAAGCAUGUUAACAAAUCUCGUGUAACGAAAGUGGAAAUAAAACAAUUUUAUUCA
Messenger RNA from Ostrinia nubilalis (European corn borer), 3089 nucleotides. RefSeq names its product katanin p60 ATPase-containing subunit A-like 1 (gene Kat60). The record is from RefSeq and is a predicted model, not a curated record. Gene Ontology annotation, biological process: microtubule severing. The coding region runs from base 319 to 1944 and encodes 541 amino acids. Gene Ontology annotation, cellular component: microtubule cytoskeleton. The transcript has 10 exons. NCBI's taxonomy places the organism in Eukaryota, Metazoa, Arthropoda, Insecta, Lepidoptera, Crambidae. Gene Ontology annotation, molecular function: ATP binding; microtubule severing ATPase activity; microtubule binding.